AUGGUCGGUGCCCGAGCGCGCGCGGCUUGAAGAGCCGGGCGAGGGCGCGAAGUUUGCGGCUUUGGACCAGCUGCGUCUCAUGGAUCCGGGGCGGGCAGAGCUCCGCGCCCCAGACAUCUCUAGUCAGGGCCCCGCCACGGACGCCGGGACGGCUGAACUCUGCGCUCUGGACGCUUCUGGGCAGAGCCGAUCCAUGGCAGAGCUCCGAGCCCUGGAAGCCGAGAUCGCUACCCUGCAGCGGGCGUGCGAGGAGCUGCCGGCGCCCUGGGGAGACGCCCCCCGAGCCAGAAAAUCAUUUAAAGAAAUACACCAAUCAAAUUCUGAAGUAUGGGAACCUUCAAAAGAUCUGAGAAAUUGUGUUGGACAUUUAGAAUCAGAACUUAAGUUUCUAAGUACACUUACUGGCAUCAAUAUAAAAAAUUACUCUAAGAAGACGGAGGAGCUUAAAAGUACUGAGAUGGCAGAAAAUAGUGUAAAGAAAGUUCUUCAGAGACAUAGAUUAUCAGGAAAUUUUCACAUGAUUACAUUUCAACUUGAAUUUCAGACUCUGGAAAUGCAGAAUAAGGAGAGUUUAUCUUCUGUUAUUACUGACCUCAACAUAAUAAUGGAACCUACUGAAUAUUCAGAAUUAAGUGAAUUUGUGUCUAGAACAGAGGAAAGGAGAGAUCUCUUCAUGUUUUUUCGAAGUCUGCACUUUUUUGUGGAGUGGUGUGAAUAUCGUAAGCGCACAUUUAAACAUUUCAAGGAAAAGUACCCAGAAGUUGUACAUCUUCCAGAGGGGGCAUCCUCUAGAUACAUGGAGGUCCGGAGCACCAGCCAGCCAGGGUUUGAAUUAGUAAUCGUCUGGAGGAUACAAAUAGAUGAAGAAGGAAAGGUUUUGCCAAAGCUGGAUCUUCUCACCCAAGUGCCUUGGCGAGCCCUUCAGCUGGACAAGAACAGAGUCAUAGAAGCUGCUCCACUCAGCUUCCGAGCCUUGCUGGGCGCGCUGGGCAUUGAAGCCACUCUAGAGAGCCUGAUAGCAUCGCUCUGCACAGAGGAAAACAACUAGGAACCAGUGAGUGCACCUGAAGCGUGUGAUUUUAUUGAGUAUAAACAUGUGCUAUUUUCUAUUUAGAAAUCAUCCCUUUAAAUCAUGUUGACUAUGCAGUUAUGGCACAUUAUAUAUACCUGUCAUGACAUGAAAAAUAAAUACAGCCGUUUAAAUACAAAAUACCUAACAAGUGACACGUAUAGAGUAACAUUUGAGAAAGGGUACAGGAAAGGUGUCUGCCCAACUUCUCCCUCUCACUUCACAUCAAAACUGGGGGUGAGGGCCAGGCAUUCCCCUAUCACCUGGGGGUAACUGGAAGCAAUUUGCCAAAAGUCUCAUUUCUUAGACACUCUUCAGACACCCCAGCGGGGACUCAGCCUUCCUCACCCCCAAGUCUGGAAAACACCCCUUGGAGGCAUUUACUCUUCUUGGUCCUCCACCAAAAAAAAAAAAAAACGGAGCAAUUAACUUUAAAAAGUGCCACAAGAUAGCAAAGAUGUUACUGUUCCAUCACAGGGGGCCUCCACACCCCUGUCUACCACCAAUGGUCCAAAUCCCCACAUAGAAGAAUUAGGGUCUUCAUUAAAAGUGUCCAGAGUUUAAGAGUGCCACUGAUUUCAGACAACCAUUAAAAUGUGUUCUAGUCGGUGAAAACAUAGUUUCAAUAGCAUGAACAUCACCAACAGGCAAGGCCAUGGUGAAGUGCGAGCUAGCUGGGGCACCUCCUGGCACAGGAAAGCAGGAUCCAAACAAGGCUGAGAGCCACUCCUGAUGUGCGCUCUGGAGCCUGCCACCUGCACAUGAGAACAGCGCUCCCGCACAUCCCUACAGUCCCCAAAGACCUUAGGCCUCAAUACACACAUGAAUGAGAGAGGUGGUCAGUCGAGUAUCUUUCUGCACCUCUGAGUAUGGGAGAAAGAAGUGUAAAGACAAUAGAAGAAUAAAUUCUAGAAGAUCUGGCUUGAUUCAAACAAGUGUAAUUCUCAAUUUAUCACAAAAUUUCCCACAAAAGUUUACAAUCAGCAAAAUAGUCUCCUUAUUUUUCAUGUGGCAUUUUCAUACAAUUCCAUGGUUUCACUAAUAUAAUAUUAUGUUACAAUAAGCCUUCAUUAGUCCCUCAAAAUGAUGAUAUAAAUAAUCUGUACAACCUACCAUAGAAUAAAAAACUGAAGCCAAGAUUCCCAACAGUUUUCAUAGCAGCUGGGCACACUUGGUGACCCCAAAAAGACCCUCUUGGUGCCAGCCAGGAGUCUCUCAUCAUGGAAGAAGGGCCUUAGCAGCCCUGGAAGGGAGGUGGCCCAGCACCACACGAGGCUGCAAAAACCACACAUCUUAGUGGAACUGAGGGAAGAACAGAUGGGGGAGGAAGCUCGAUGCUGGCUCUGACAGAACUGGCUGAGGUUUCCUUGCCACCCAAACACCCACAAAUGCCAGGAACACAGAGCUGCUAGGAGCACAGCCACCCCGGGGAUGGCUGCAGCUCUGCUUCUAAGAUCCACAGCAGCAAUUCCAGGUGGGGAAGAGCAUUUGUCUCCCCUAAAGUUAAAAUCAUUCAGCAAAACAGAAAGUCAACGCCCACACGAGUGGUGUCCACCUUAACCUGAGUGCCACCUCCCUGCUGACCCAUGCAGAGCAGUGGGCACAGUGCCUCCACGGGGGCUCCAAAUCCACACUGCUCAGAACGGAGUCCACAUCAAUGACCCAUCACACAGCAGGGAACCACCUACACCUGCACUGAUGUGUGGUUUGCAUUAAAAAAGUGACCAAGUAACUCAGCUGGGAAAGUUCCAGUAGUAUCCAUGUUUUCUCAAAAAGUCCAAACUGUAAGAUGUAUGUGAUAAUUCAAGUUUUCUAUGUUAGGAGUUUGUUGGUAGGAGAUCCAAACCUUGGGUCUUAGAGUAAGGCUUUUCGCAUUAGAGAAUUAGAUUUGAGCCCUAGAUGGAAAAGAAGAACUGUCCAGAACAUUUUCCUGGGGCUUGACAGGAACCCCAGUUUUAAAAAUGAGUGGCUUCUGGGGACUCAGCUCAACAUUCCUGGGCUCACAACUGACAUUCCUUGUCCUGGAUGGUGUUUAGUGCUUUUCCAUUCCGUGUCUCCAGAGGCAAUCCCACCUGAACAGGGGUUAAAUAGCAAAACAUUCACAGCCAAAAGCCACCCAGUACAACAGAAAAAUAGCUCUAUCACUCAACCUUCACAUUCUGUGUUCAAGUUUCAAAGACACUACAGGUAAAAAGUUAGACCUUAUGGAGCACUAAUGUGCAUUCUUCACUUUCUUUAAACCUUGUCGACAUCAUGGCAGCAUCUUUGGCACGUACAGUCUUUGAAUAGUAGUUGACUAUCUUGCCAUCCAGUACAUACUGGUGAGGAAUGCUCUCAUAGGGCUUGAGGUCAAGGUCCAGCACAGACACAGAAAAGGCCAACCGGGAUCUCGAUGAAGGGACGAUGGGUCUCUGAUCAGGGCUGCAAGUAAAAAGGCAAUUUCAGAAUGCACUGAGUUCCCACUCCUCUCAUCCCUGCUCACAGAAAACACCCAGUUUAUGUCCACACAUUCUUCUCUAUCUGUGCCAACUGAGUGUGUGAGUGCUGAUUCCAGCCACCAGACCAGGCAAGACAGGGUUAAAGUACAGAGAGAUGGAAAAGUAAUUACAUAGACCCCGGCAGUUGAUAUUUCCCAUAUCCCAGUGGUAUAAACCAAUGCUGAAAAAAGUCACUUUAUCAUGAGCCAAGUAUUACAAAACCUAAGAAAAAGUAGAAAAUAGAUCUGGCCAUUCAACAGCCAAAUGGAUGAAAUGUUGAGAACAGACUCUCUUUAUGUGCUUUUCCCAUGUCUGGGGAAAAAAUUGUACUCCUUUAUGCUUUUCACAUUUGGAAAGAGAUCUAGUUUCAUGUUUUAUUCUCAAAUCUUACCUGUAGUAUUUUAUAUUUUUUAAGACUAUUUUAUGGUUUAUCUAAACAGAAUGGUUUUAUGCUUAUAACAGAAUAUGAACAAAUUUGUAUACUUAAAAACACUUUCAGAAAAACUGGGAAGUCUGUACUAAAAUCGCUAUGUACCCCUCUUGGCUAUCAUACCAAUUAUACAAACUGUGGUUAAUCCAAGAGAAGUAUUCCAGAGU
Talpa occidentalis (Iberian mole) is the source of this 4143-nucleotide messenger RNA. RefSeq names its product centromere protein P (gene CENPP). Lineage: Eukaryota; Metazoa; Chordata; Mammalia; Eulipotyphla; Talpidae. Gene Ontology annotation, cellular component: chromosome, centromeric region; nucleus. The record is from RefSeq and is a predicted model, not a curated record. The coding region runs from base 80 to 1048 and encodes 322 amino acids. Gene Ontology annotation, biological process: CENP-A containing chromatin assembly. The transcript has 8 exons.